Molecule: messenger RNA, 2334 nt
Organism: Aspergillus clavatus NRRL 1
Lineage: Eukaryota; Fungi; Ascomycota; Eurotiomycetes; Eurotiales; Aspergillaceae
Exons: 1
Coding region: 1-2334 (777 amino acids)
Biological process (GO): cell population proliferation; mitotic spindle organization
Cellular component (GO): cytoplasm
Source: RefSeq, a predicted model, not a curated record
AUGUCCACACCCCUCUCCCCGUUAACAUCUUCGCGCCAGAAUUCACGAGCCCUUUCUCUGGGGCUUGAUGAGCUGGGAACAGAGAAGGUUGAGAUGAACGAGGACCAGGAAACCCGAUACGAACCAGAAAACCUCGUGCAAAGUCCGAAGAGAUCGAUCGAGACAGCCAACACCGAUACCCCGAGUAGCCUGCGCUAUGAAGCUGUGCAAAAUUCACAAGGCCCCGCUCCAGAAACUGAGGAAGUAGAAUCUGUCCGAUACAUGCCCAGUUCGCCUUUCCAGUAUGAUGGGAGGGAUGAUACAGUGGACUUUCAAAUGCUUCGGAAUCGGCAGACCUCGAUGGGACAGACUGAGCAUUCCCUAACCCCGAAAAAGCGCUCCUUUGACGAUUGUCCUGAAGAUUUGGAUGCUACAGAUUAUUCGGACGAUCGAAGCAAGAAAGGAAUGAGCAGGAAAGAUACUCGUGACAUCCAUGUCUACGCUGACGACGAAGAUCAUAUUGGUGAAGAGAACCGGACGGAAGAGCAUGUACCGGAUGCCGUCGAUAAUACGAUAGAGGACGAUUACGACGAGGGCAUGAGCACUGUUUUUGACAAAUGUGAUGACUACAACGACGUUCUGGAAGACAAGGAGAACGUUGAAUCGAACACUGGAGAUGAUGUUAUGAAUGAUGACUCUCACGACUUUAUGGAUGAUACAUGCCUCAGCACUUUCUCCGCUGUUCCCAAUGCCGACAUGACAUCAUUUGCGCAACUUCGAGGGGAUUCCCCGUUCAAGGCCAUGCGGCCACUGUCCAGCAGCCCUGGAAAGUCGGAUGAGCUUCAGUUCCAAAGUCCUGGUCCAGGCACCCCUCAUUCAGCCAGGGAAACACAGAACGCGCUCAUUGAGAUCGGUACACCAAUCGCAUCCCGUUCUCCUAAGAGGUCGGAAGCCCAGGAUGGCGAAAAGCCCAGUGGCACACCAAAUCUGCUUGAUCUCACGGAUCAUGGCCCCUUCUUCCCACGUCAGCGUUAUAGCAUUCAGAAGGAGCGAUACUCCCCCUCGAGACGCUCACCCUUGCGGAAUCUACGGGAAACCAUUCGAAGCCCUUCAAAGGCCUCGUUACUCGAUUUUGACAUUCCUGCGAUUCCCACACCCAGGUCGAUCCCCACAGUUACACCCCGGGAAUUAGAGUCAUUGAAAUCUGGGUUUCUGUCCGAGAUCUCCUCGUUGAAAGCAACCCUGAGUGGAAAAGAGGCAGAGGUUGCCAGCCUAAAACAAGCCGUUGCCGAUGCUGAGCGACGGGUUGGGGAAGCCCUGGACGAAGUUCGGAACGAGGCGGCGCGAAAAGAGGCGCUGGAAAUUGAGCAAGCCGAAUGGGAGCGACGGGGUCAAGAAAUGGAGAAUGUUUUGCGGAGCGUCCGAGCCGACAUCGUGGAGGGUGAGCGAGAGAAAGAGCAACUAGCCAUGAAAGUCGAGGAAUCGGAGAAAGGCAGAGAACAGCUGGAAAGGCGCGUCUUGGAACUGGAGAGUCAGCUAUCAGCCGCGCGGGCUUCGACGUCUAAUGAGACCGGCGAGCCUGCGGGGGGUCAACGUGGGCCGACAGCCGAAGAGACCGCACGAGAAGUCCAGGAUGCGGUCGAAAAAGUUGCACGCGAACUUCACACCUUGUACAAAAGCAAACACGAGACCAAGGUUGCUGCUCUAAAGAAGAGUUACGAAGCGCGUUGGGAGAAGCGCGUGCGGGAAGCCGAGAAUAAAUGGAAGGCUGCCAGUGAAGAGAACGAGCGUCUGCAGAACGAGCGCGACGCUGCUUUGUCGGAGAGCCACCGCCCUGAUACCAGUAUGGUGGCCCACCAAAAUGACGAGCAUGAGGCGGAGAAGCGUGUUCUAGAGGCACAAAUUCAAGGUCUCCAGCAAGAGAUGACGGCACUUAAGCAAGACAGCGAGCAACUGCGAGCAGAGUUGAAGGUGGAAAGAGCAGAGAAGGGGGAGCUUGUGGCUGCGGUAGAUGAAUGGCUGGCGAUACAGCAGAAUCCACCCCGGUCACCAAGCGCUUCCCAUUCUCCUCCCAGACCUGAGGAGUAUGAGACUCCAGAGCCGCAGCCCGCUCCGACAGAGACGAAUGAAGAACUUAGACGAAGCGUGAAUCGCAGUGGUUCCAGUGGAAUCCGCCCACCCGGCACCGGGUCUGGGAAUGGGGGCGAGAAGAAGAUUUCCAAGAUUGGAGCACCGGCAACCCGACAUGCCAGGGGCAACAGCGGAGGAAAAUCCGGCAUUGCCGUGUUUACCCCAGGCCGUCCCACCGGCGGUAUCCUCGGCUCGAUUGAACGGAUGGGCCGUGGAGGCGUUUGA